Molecule: messenger RNA, 408 nt
Organism: Colletotrichum lupini
Lineage: Eukaryota; Fungi; Ascomycota; Sordariomycetes; Glomerellales; Glomerellaceae
Exons: 3
Coding region: 1-408 (135 amino acids)
Source: RefSeq, a predicted model, not a curated record
AUGCUCGAGGUGAAGGAGAAGCACUGGAUACCACCAGCCAGCGUUGAUACAUGGGCUCACCUUUCAAACCCCGCCCCCGCGCAAUCCCACGUGGCUGUUUUCCCGUUUCCGGCCGUUCGCCGUGGCGUGAUAUUCGAGAGCGGCCCGCACCGUAGGUAUGCUUUCGUUACCCCAAUCGAAAGUGGCCUGAUGCUGCGUGGGACGGUUCUCUGGUCCUCUCUUUCGCUUAUCCGCCCCUUCACCUCUCUCGGUAUAAGCCACAUGAGCAAUGGGAACAGCACAGCAGAAGCCUGCUUUGAGAUGUCUGGGGUGAGAUACACCGAGCUUGAGUUAUACCAGGACUCCGCGUGUGCCAUGAUUUCCCAUCGAAUCAUCUGGCAUAAGAAGUCGGAGAACAGCACACCAUAG